UGUUGUUUGUUUGUUUUGUCUCAGUGACAACAGAGGCGGACGGGUCCCCCGUGAUAAACAUGGAGCUGGACCCCAGGAGGAAGACGCUGACCUGGAAAUACCGGGCAAACGUGACCGAGCAAGAAUGCAAGGUGGACACCCCGCCCGGCUCCUCCACCAGGCAACGCCCACAGGUCAAAGGAGACGGCACCUACUUUUGCUGGUUUCCCAACGCCGUGCUGCACAGGGGGGCCACGCUCACCGUCAACGGGAUGGCGGAGGGGACCCCGUUUCGGUCCGCCUUGGAGUUUCACAAUCCAGUGACCUGCUUAGACCUCAAGGUCAAGAGAGGGGCUCCGGGUCCAGGGCCUGGAGAUGCUGGCAAUUUGGUCAAUCAGCAGGAGGACGAGGUCGAGUGUCCCCGUUACGUGGCUGACUCGUCGGGGACGCGCGUGGGCUGUCGAUUCGACGAGCUUGUGGGGUCCCAGCUCACGGACACCUACUUUUUCUUGGUCAACGGGACCAGCGAGGAGGCGGCCGUCCAGUUUACGGACUUCGCCCCGUUCAAAGGCAUCCAGAUCGAAAAGUUUGACCCCCCGGCCAACCUCACGGUCGGCGGGAACGGAUCCCAUCACGUGAUCAGGUGGGACAACCCCAGGCUGCGGUUUGAGGCCUCGAAUAGCAUCUUCUUUUAUGAACUGGACGUCCAGCGAGAGGGCAGUUCCUCCAAGCAAGACUCUGUGUUCCUAAGAGGCAGCGAGGAGAACGUGUACCUGCUGCCCAGUUCGUCCAUGAGAGCCGGGCACACCAUCCGGGCGAGAGUAAAGUUCGUGCACAGUGAGCGGUGGAGUGACUGGACCCCCACCUUGCAUUUCGGCCUCCCAGACCAGGAUGUGGGCGGCUUCCCCGGUGCCCUUUUGGGGAUGGUGGUGGGGGUGGCCGCGUUGGUCAUCACCGUCUUCAUGUUUCUCUGCACGAGGUUCUCCCUGAGACGCAAGCUAUUCCCUCCGGUGCCCCAGGUGAAAAGGGAGGUGGCGGGCACCGGUGUGGCCUUCCCGGAG
Messenger RNA from Myotis brandtii (Brandt's bat), 1040 nucleotides. RefSeq names its product granulocyte-macrophage colony-stimulating factor receptor subunit alpha-like. The record is from RefSeq and is a predicted model, not a curated record. Gene Ontology annotation, cellular component: external side of plasma membrane. Gene Ontology annotation, biological process: cytokine-mediated signaling pathway. NCBI's taxonomy places the organism in Eukaryota, Metazoa, Chordata, Mammalia, Chiroptera, Vespertilionidae. The annotation marks the transcript as partial. The transcript is spliced from 9 exons. Gene Ontology annotation, molecular function: protein binding; cytokine receptor activity.